This is a messenger RNA of Mytilus californianus (California mussel), 1606 nucleotides long. RefSeq names its product growth hormone secretagogue receptor type 1-like. Bases 378 to 1547 code for a protein of 389 amino acids. The record is from RefSeq and is a predicted model, not a curated record. Gene Ontology annotation, cellular component: membrane. The transcript has 2 exons. NCBI's taxonomy places the organism in Eukaryota, Metazoa, Mollusca, Bivalvia, Mytilida, Mytilidae. Gene Ontology annotation, molecular function: neuropeptide receptor activity. Gene Ontology annotation, biological process: neuropeptide signaling pathway.
AAACGUUGAAAAGGCAAUCAUAUCUAAAGCGUAAUUAUAUUCGAAACUGCCAUACAGUCAGAUACUGUAGAUCAUGAAAGAGGUGAAAGAUUUAUACCGAUAACCGCUACAUUCAUCUUCUUUUUUUAGGGCUGUGACAUUGUGAUUUUCAUGUGACAAGUAUUACGUCGAUGACUCUAUUUUUUUCUAUAUUUUGUUUGAUGUUCAUAUUUACAAUAUUAUGAGGUCUGAAAAUAACUAAAGAAGUUUUAAAACCGUUGACAGUAUUUUUUAUGCAUUUGUGAUAUUUGUGGUUUAGUGGUUAAAAGAUAUUUGAACUCAUAAACAUAAAGCAAUUGCUCAUUUUUCUAUCUAAUACGUAAACUGUAAUCAGUAGGAUGAAAAAAGGCCAAUUGCUAGAAGAACUGAAUCACGAAGAAGCAAAGCAAUAUGUUGGUGGAAUUAUAUUUGUUACAAUUAUCAUGAUCAUCGGAAUAAUCGGUAACCUGCACGUGCUCUUUGUCUAUACAUUCCGAAUGAAACCUUCAAAUCAUCGAAUAUUUAUCUUAUCGUUGGCUGUGUUAGAUAUGAUAACUUGUACCGUCGGUAUGCCUUUCAUUAUUGUUGAUCUUAGAAAUCCGUUGACAUUCACGAUGAUAUCAGCCUGCAAAGUCCUACGAUUCGUCAACUAUUUCAUCUGUAUAUCAUCAGCCUUGAUCUUAACAAUCAUUGCCAUAGACAGAUAUAGAAAGAUAUGUGUUCCUCUUGGAAAGCAGAUUUCAAGGCGAAUAGCGAAAAUAUUGAUCUUGGUUUGUCUUGGUAUAUCCAUGGUUCUAUCCUGGCCAGCGCCAGCACUGUAUGGACAUAGUUCUAUUAACACUACGAACCCAAACAUUACGGGAGUCCGAUGCUUUACUGAAGAUAAAUUCAAGAACACUAAGUUCCAAGCUUAUUUCAACGCAGUUUUGAUUUUAGUUGUAUUUGGGGUCUUUGGUAUACUACUAGUGAUGUACAGUCUUAUUGGAAGGGUUAUAUCUAAACAUACGACAUUUAAAAGUUCAGUUCCAGGUGGAACAAGUUCAGAUACUUCCAAAAGUAAAAUAACAGUUUCAACAGAUGCAAGUUCUGAAGACAAGCCUUCUGGUUUUAAAGGAGAAAAUAUGUUGAAAAACAUAAAAACAGUCUGUUCAAAGGAAAAAGUAAUAAUAGACAUUCCAAUGGCUUCAACAGAUUCUUCAUCUAGUGCCGGCACAAAACAUAAACUUAAAGCGAAGAAACAUGAGAAGUCUAAGUUUGAUAGAGCUAAACGAACAACUUUUAUGUUUUUUCUCAUCACUGCAUUUUUCUUUAUAAGUUAUUUCCCUCAUUUAACUCUUAAGAUAUUAGCAUUUGUUAAAACAGGAUUUGUGUCUAAUAUGUCAUUCAGUGGGAAAAUACUUUACAAUACAUUCGUUUGGUGCUUUUUCAUCAACAACAUGUCAAAUUGUUUUGUUUACGGAUUUUGUGACACCCGAUUUAGAACAGAGGUGAAGAAAAUAUACAACACACUUUUUUGCCGAAAGAGAUGAAACAAAUCAGACGCUGAUAUUGAAUAAUCUUUUGCGUCCUAUUAAAUUCUUUGAAAAUC